AUGGAUGCGGCUAUGCAGGCAACAGCCGAAGCUCUGGGAAACCAAAUGAACAAUGGGAAUAAUGGCAAUAAUGGCGAUGAGGGCCUUAUGACGCUUUUUUCUUUCCCGAAGGUUCAUCCUCCGACCUUCAGAGGAACCUCAAACCCCACCGAUGCGGACAACUGGAUUCAGGCUAUAAAGCGAGCACUACAGGCUCAACAGAUUCCUGAAGAGCAGUGGAUUGAGUUUGGAACUUAUCAACUACAAGGCGAGGCCCAGCACUGGUGGCAGGGAACACGGCGAAUCCUGCAGCCAGAUGUUAGAAAUGCUAAGGAACUUGAACUACUUCAGCUGAAACAAGGUCAGAUGACUGAUACUGAGUAUACUAGCAUAUUUGAGGAAUUGUGUCGCUUUUCCCAGAUAUGUCAAGGAGCUCCUAAGGAUUUUGCUGAAUAG
Messenger RNA from Arachis ipaensis, 435 nucleotides. Lineage: Eukaryota; Viridiplantae; Streptophyta; Magnoliopsida; Fabales; Fabaceae. The record is from RefSeq and is a predicted model, not a curated record.